Medioppia subpectinata is the source of this 815-nucleotide messenger RNA. NCBI's taxonomy places the organism in Eukaryota, Metazoa, Arthropoda, Arachnida, Sarcoptiformes, Oppiidae. The record is from the annotation of a GenBank genome assembly.
AGAGAGAUCGAGAAAAUGAUUGGUUCGCGUUCUCACGGAUGGAAAGUGGUCUGGACGUGGGUCUGGAAACUAUUCACCCCGCUCACUUUAUUUGGUAUUUUGGCCUUUAAUUGGAUUCAACACAAACCGGCCACCAGUGGUUCGUACGUAUACCCGGUGUGGGCCAAUGUGUUGGGUUGGUUCAUAGCAUUUCUGCCGACAAUCACAAUCAUUGCAAUGAUGGCCCACACCUUCUUCUCAUUCAAGUCAAAGGGAACUCUAUUUCAUAGAUUGACGGCAUUAAUGCAACCGAUGGAGAGCUGGGGUCCGACUCAUAAGAAUCUAGACUUGAAAUCGACUGAAAUCACGACUGAAGGGAACGGAGCGUUAAAUAACGGUCUGAUUCGAGAGAAUUCGUUCGACAAUCCCUCGUUUAACGUCACCUACACUUUCGAGACUGCAAUCUAAGUCCCGCUAUAACUAAACUCAUCCAUUAGUUCGCGUUGUGUUUACUCCUCAAAACCAUUGAUCACUUUUUUUAUAGAUACCAUGAAAUGAUUUUUUAAAUCCAUGUUUAAAUUUUUUAAUUCUAAUUUGUUUUUAGAAUAUUUGUUGAUUUCUAAGUCAUUUAAUUAAUCUGUUAUUUGAUAACAAAAUUUUAAACGUUUGCCUCAAAAAUACAACACAACUAAUGAAUACAAAAAAAAGAGUCACUGAAAUUGAAUUCAAUUUUGAGAAUCCAAAGGGAAUACAUUUUUUAGAGAUAUUUUACUAUUGAAACUGACUUUAAAUUCUUAUAAAGUAAUAAACAAAUCUUUAUUUAGUAAUUUAUUUUU